Molecule: messenger RNA, 6477 nt
Organism: Erpetoichthys calabaricus (reedfish)
Lineage: Eukaryota; Metazoa; Chordata; Cladistia; Polypteriformes; Polypteridae
Gene: fbxl9
Product: F-box and leucine rich repeat protein
Exons: 7
Coding region: 699-2633 (644 amino acids)
Biological process (GO): SCF-dependent proteasomal ubiquitin-dependent protein catabolic process
Cellular component (GO): SCF ubiquitin ligase complex
Molecular function (GO): protein binding
Source: RefSeq, a predicted model, not a curated record
UGCUGCUAACAUACUUUCUAUGCUUCCUCCGAUCCAUUUUACAACUCGGUUAUUCAUUUUCAGCGCAGCGCCGAGCCGACAGCGUUGGACUAAUGACGGGUCAUGACCAAUUCAGGCUAAUAUACUUCGUCAUUAUUUUAAACAAUGUGUGAGGCAAUUUAAGCAAUAACUCCAAAUAAGUGAGCGUGGGUGUUGCACGAGGGCGCCCCGUGAUUAACUGGGCUGCCUCCCAGCGAGCAUCCAGUAUUACUUAACUCGGAACUGAACUAAAGGGUUGGCGAUAAAGGAAUACUGUAUAGCGUUGGUAAGGGAAUAAGCGCCUUAGAUUGACAGAAAGAAAACUACAACUCCCAGAGCGCAACACGCCAAACCCGUUUCCUCAACCUAAGCCGGGUGCACCUGGAGAAAGAGAAAGAGACAGGGAGAGAGAGAAAGGAGGAGGUGUCGCGAGUGGUGAGAAAACUGUUUGCAACUUGUCCUAUUUCAGCGGAUGGAGAAACCGACCUAGCCCAGUUUGGUACUGCAUGGUAUUGUACGAGUAUGGGGAGGAAUGCGCUGUCAACUCCUGCCAGCAUGACCUUGUCGACCGCCGGACGCGUUUGUUAUUUGCAGUCGCGGUUGUAAAUCACGACUGUGUCCUUCAUAUCCGCACCUGAGAGCUUCGUGAAUUGAGCUGUGUUUGCGCUUAGAACCUUGUCAUGGAGACUCCUGACUUACCAAUAGAGGUUAUAACACACAUUCUCAGUUACCUUCAAAUGUCUGAUAGAAAGGAGGCAUCACUAGUCUGCAAGAAAUGGUACUUUGCUUCUCAGGACUACCAGUUUCAGAAAAAAGUUACUUACAAGUUUCCUGCCUCUUCUACCCUUUUGGAUGUAAUCAGUGGCCUGGGAAGACGUCCCUGUUAUGGGAUUGAUAUUAGUCACCUUGAUGGCUCCUCUCUUUCCAAAGCUGUUCUUAAGCAAGUGGCAGUUUGUCUUGGAUCUCAACUUGAAAGCUUGUCUCUGAGGGACAGCACAAUCACUGAGUUCUCCUUCUUAGCAGUGCUUCCUCAUUUUUCUGUCCUUCGCAGCUUGGACCUCAGUGGCUCAGACAGCCUUUUUAUGUCAGGCACAUUGUUGUCAAAGCUGGAAAACAAGCACGCUGUCAUGUCUGUUUUGGUUAACCUACAGGAGCUGAACUUAUCAAAUUUGCGAUACCUUUCUGAUCUAACUUUUAACCGGAUCACAGAAUGCACCCCCAAGCUAAGGAAACUUUGUCUAGCUGGCUGCCACAUUACUUUUGAGUUCAACCCUUAUCGUGGAUCUGAGUCUAGCUGUAACUCUACCGCUAUACUGUCUUUGAAGAACAUCCAAAUAUUUCUUGUGAAACAAGCUUCCACCAUUAAAGAGCUCAAUCUAGGCUGGACUGGUAUCACACCUGAAGCUCUAAAAUCUCUGGUGCAGGUGGAGGGCUUAUGUCUAGAUGAGAUCAUCCUUCAAGGCUGUAAGGAUCUUACAGAUCAGGCAAUUGUUAAUCUUUGUAAACUCCAGCCUCAACUUAAAAGUUUGGAUCUCAGCGUCUGUACAGAACUGUCUAGUAAAAGUGUUCUAAACAUAUCUGCCACACUAAAGUAUCUUCAAUCUCUAAAGCUUCAAAAGAAUUGGAGAAUUACAGACAAUGGACUUGCUGAUCUUGUCCAGAGAAAGAGUUUUCACACUUUAGAUGUAUCAGAAUGUAACCAUAUCACUGGUAGUGAGUUGGUGAAAGGCCUGUCAUCUCCAGAAUGUGGUGCUAAACUCAUUUCCCUUAAUUUCAGUUGCUGUGCUAUGAUCAAGGAUAUCACACUGUUCUCAUUGGUCCAGCUGGUUGGCCCAACACUAAGGGUUCUAGACCUUACUUCUUGUUUAUACUUGACGGAUCUGAGUGUUCGUGCCAUCGCCAGUUACUUGCCAGGCUUAGCUGUUCUGCGCAUGGGAUGGUGUAAAGAACUAACUGAUUGGGGUCUUUUAGGAAUGGUGGAGCCCACUGAGGAAUGUGACCCAGACAAAGAAAAGAACGACGGAAGUCCAAAAUUUAGCCGUAAUUUUGGUAACAUGGGUUUCUUCACUCCUCCUAAACUCAUAUUUGAUGAAAAGCCUCGUUUGGUAACUGAAAAUGACCUGGAGAUGUUUAAAGAGCAGGAAGGCGCCUCCCUACUUGCCCUACGAGGCCUUCAAGAGCUUGAUCUAACUGCUUGUGCCAAAUUGACAAACACUAGCAUCACAAAGGUAAUCAGAUUUCAGGAUCUUCGCAGCCUUUCCUUGGCCAUGUUGAACAAUAUUACAGACUCAAGCCUCAUCUCUGUGGCAUCGCACUGCCGUAGUUUGACAAGGCUGAAUAUCAGCCAUUGCUCAAACCUUACAGACUAUGGCUUGACAACAGCUGUUCGCUACCUUCAGCGGCUGCAGUAUCUCCAGAUUGCAUGCUGUGACAAAAUCACAGACCGGUUCUUGUCAGUGCUGGCACAAGAAUGCAAGAGUCUCAAGAGUCUGGAUGUGUGCAUGUGUAGAGAGAUCUCAAUGGCAGGAAUUGAGCAGCUACAAACGGAGCUACCGACUUUGGAGAACAUUAAGACACGUUUUGUGGGUGGGUCUGACCUCAUCUUCUCCCUGUAAAGGAGGGCUCAAUAUUCAGCAUCCUAUGGUGGAGCUUCAAGGAUGCCUUACUUUUUCAUAGUCCUGUUCCAAUAAUAACAGUUUCUGUCAGCAGUUCCACUGGUAUAUUGAAUUUGAUUUAGCAUCAUUGGUAUGCUGUUUCAGUUUUGAAAAUAAUCUUGAAUCACUCCAGUACAAAUGUAUUAUUAAUCCUGUUGCUGGGUUUUUAAGACACCCAAGUGCCUUCUGCUGCUUCCAUGACAAACAGAAAAGUGCUUUGAUUUAUAGAAUUUAUAAAGAGCUUUGGUCAUCUGUUACUUUUGUGAUCUGUAGGGGGCGCACCUGCACUUCAAACACCCAGACACAAUCAAACCACACAGUCACCGGUUCAAGAAGUUUUUAAUUUAAACAAUACCUUCUACUGGUUUCUGUCCCUGUACAAAUUAGAUACAGUUCAGUUCCGUUGUGUUUCUUUCCUUUCCUCUUCUCUUUAACUCCACUCUCCUCCUAACACUGACUCCUUUAUGUACAAGAGGAGGCUUCUGUUAUGCUGGAUCCCAGAGUACUUCCGGUGACAUAGCACAGCAUGUCAGAAGCACUUCCUGGGCCAAGCGGAAGCCCCCCCAAAGUAGUGGGGGUGUUCCCCUGCAGACCCCCCUGGUGGCACAUCUAAGUGCCCCAACAUGGCUGCCUCUCAAAAUUACAGCUCCCAAUAUACCCUGUGGGUGUACAAACAGGAGUUCCACCAGAGGAAUGCUGCCACCCUAUGUAUAGGGGGAACGUAUGACUAGGAAGCAGUCUUCCUCUGUCCUUCCAUUAUGGCCUCCAGGCUGGAAAACAUACCAGGAACCACCCACCUGGGAUAUGUGCCCUUCCACAUCUCAUAAUAGCCUCCUGACUGGGAAAGGUACCACUAACCAACCUGGUCGGAAUGCCCAUCCAUCUAUGUCCUUCCUUUAUUCCACCGCAACCAGUGUACCAGUCAACCCAGGUCUUCUAUGACACGUUUUAAUAAAAGUGCUCUGAUCGGAGAGUCUUACAUUGAAGGGUUAGUUGUAAAAAGUUAACAUUUGGGCAUUUAAAUGCUUAUAGUUCAUAAAUAGGGUUGGUAUAUUGUUGCAAAGGUUAGUGCAGAUGCCUUACAGAUCAUGGGUACAGAUCCCAGUUGUCCCUCCCUAAGUGGUAUUUACACAUUCACUUUAAUCUGAGUAGUCCAGUUUUCUCCCAUAUCCAGUAUUAUAAACAUUUUAAAAGCAGAACUUGUCCUCUUCACAAGGUAUGUCUAACACCUUCCACAUAGAAAGUGUAAUGAAAAAGGUUAUGUUUGUUUUAAAUGAUGCAUUCUCACGUAAAGUAUGUUAUCCAUAUGAAUGAUGGCUAUAAAUACCUUGCUUUGUGAAUCCGCUGCAGUAACCUGGAGGUGUUUUUAGCAGCAGCAGUUCUAGGCAGGGCCCAGCUCUGGACAGGAUACCAAUUCCUCACUCAUGAGCUACAGUGGCGCUUGAAAGUUAGUGAACCCUUCAAAAUAUUCCUGCAUAAAUAUGAUUUAAUACAUCAUCUGAUUUUCACACAAGUCCUAAAAGUAGAUAUGGAGAACCCAGCUAAACAAAUGGGACAAAAUAGCAGUUGGUCAUUUCCUGUAUUUAUUGAGGACAAUCACUCGGUAUUACAUAUCUGUGAGUGGCAAAAGUGUGUGAACCUUUGUUUUUAGUAUUUGGUUUGACCCCCUUUUGCAGCAAUAACUGCAACUAAAUGUUUCCAGUAGGUCUUGAUCGGUCCUGCACAUCAGCGUGGAGGAAUUUUAGCCCAUUCCUCCAUGUGUGAUUGCCUCAACUCAGGGAUGUUGCUGGGUUUUUUUUUCUUCAAAUAAACUGCACGCUUCUGGUCCAUCCACAGUAUUCCUGUUGGGUUAAGGUCAGGACUUUGACUUGGCCAUUCCAAAACCUUUAUUCUUCUUCAGUCACUAUUUGGUAGAAUGACUUGUGUACUUGGGGUUGUUGUCUUGCUGCAUGAGCCAGUUUCUCUUGAGAUAUAGUCCACGGACAGCUGUCCUUACUUUCUCCUUUAGAAUUCACUGGUAUAAUUCAGAAUUCAUUUUCUUCUCCACAAUGGCAAGCUGUCCUGACCCAGACCCAGCACAACAGGCCCAAAGCAUGAUACUACUGCCACCAUGUUUCACAGAUGGGAUGAGGUUCUCAUGCUGGAACGCAGCGUUUUUCUUUCUCCAAAAUAACAUUUUAUUUGAACUAAAAAGUUCAAUUUUGGUCUUGCCUGUCCAUAAAAUAUUACUCCAAUAGCUUUCAGGCUUGGUCACAUGCUCUUCAACAAACUAGAUGGGAAGCAAUUUUUUUUUUUUGGAAAGCAGCGACUUUCUCCUUGCAACCAUGCCAUGCACACCACUGUUGUGUUAUGAUGAUGUUUUAAGUCAUAUUUAUGCAGGAAUAUGGAAAAUUUAACAGGUUCACUAACUUUCAAACUCCACUAUACAUCCACUAUUGUUCAAACUGUGGCAUUAGUAUCUUUGGGAUACCAUCAAGGGAGGAGUACGAGGCACAGUGCCAGGCUUAUAGGUAAAUGUCUUCAAGACACAAUCAAAAAGCCGAUUUCUUUCAUUCUGACUAGACAUAAAACUAAUGAUAUAAUAAUUGUCUGUCCCAUUUGGUUAUUAAUUUGCACACACAGAUUGAUGGACAAGCCACUUUUAUAUUGCAUACCUAAUUGUAAAGUAUACUAGAUCCAGUAACUGAACAUUUUAGAACAUACUUAAUUGCUGUCUCAUGUACAAUUCAUAGUAGUCUGAGUCAGGUGGCAUGAGGGAGAAUAUAAACAUGUUCAUGGAUUUAACAGUCCACUUUACAGUAGACUGGCCCCAAAACUAUUAUUAUAUGGAACACAUUAGAUAAGAAUCAGCUUGGUGCAAACAAGACCAACACUGAACCCUUAUAUCUGCACCCUGUUUUUUUUGGCUGCAGUAAGGAACCAGGAGACUGACACUAUGAUGUACCAAACUGCUUUGUUGUUCUUCUGUAUAAUCAACCUUAACAUAAAAUAUUUUGUGAAUGUAACCAUUGUUUUGUUUAUCCAUCCAUUCCUGGACAUGGUUGGAACAUGCAGAAGGUGAGUCUAUUAGAGCUGUCAGUUAUACCACCAACCAAGCCAAAUUCAUUGAAAACAUGCAGUGGGUGCAUCAUUCCUCAGAUUAGCAGAGCAGUAUAUGAAAGUGUGAGGCCCCACUGAAUGAGUCAUUUUCUGAUGUACAUUUAUAGCCUUUGUUUUUAGAUUUGUCAUGCCCUAAUCUCUUCUUUUUUACAUUAAGCAAAACAACAGCUUUUCGAAAUGGAAUAUUCAGUUGAGAUACUGUAUACCAUACCAUACCAUUUUUAUUUGUUAAGCGCUUAAAAACACAGCAUUACAACUGACCGAAGCGCUAAUAUGUAUGUAUAAAAUGUUGUUAUAAAGAAAUAUGGGCGGACUCCAUUUGGUCUACUAUCAUACUUUCAAGCUACUGAAGCAAGGCUCUCUUCGUUCACUAGGCUAUAGAGGACCAAUGCUGGAGAGCAAGUGAUAUGUCCCAGGAAAUAAAGCAUUAUGGCCAGAAAUAAGCACACUUCCUGUUUGGAAAUAUAAGGUGUAUUGAAGGUCCAAUCAAUUUCUAAAGGGAAGAAGAAGAAGAGUGCAAAUGGGGUUGGGGAUUAAUGUCACAUUCAGAUUCUAAAUGCUACAAUUUUAACAACUAGUCACCCUUCCUUUACGUUUACUUUUUUUCCAGUGUAGGGUGAUAUGCAAAUCACUUUAAAAAGACACCUUAGUAGAAAAAUAUUGUAAAUGUCAUUUUAUUUUCCAAAAUAAAAAUUCAGUCCCACAA